AUGAAUAUCGAGGCCGGCGAUCGACCACAAGGUGCCUCCAUAGGCAAGCGUAAGGCUGCCUCGCCGUCUCCGGAGCGUGUCAACAGUGUCACCCCAGCAAGAUCCAUUGACGUAUCGGAGAACGGCCACAAGGGACGCGUCGCGAGGGGUGAUGGUCCUAAAUUAUCUGCUGCCGCCGAGCACCAAGCUACAGUAGAGAACGACGACAACGAAGGCUUGUCUUUCUCUCAUGAAAGUAGUGGAGGCGAUGAUCACGAAGAAGAUGAUUUGAACGAUGAGGAAGAAGGCAUUCUUAAAGACCUAUACGGGAUGUCUGAGUUCGACGAAGAUGAAUUGGGUCCUCCAGAGUUAGAGGUAGAGGAGAAAGAGGUUACUCUUCCGCGUUUCCAGGGUUCCAAGGCAAUUAUGAAAUCCUAUCGACACGAGGAUGAUGACGAAUUUGAAGAGUGGAUGCACUCGCUCAUAGUCACAAUCAACUAUGAAGGCAAGGAGCUAGGUAGAGCAGUUGGUCGAUACGUCAAGCGAAGCUACAUUCGGGACAACUUCUGGCGGAGCAUGGAAGAGCCUUGCCAAGAACUGUCAUCUGUUGCAUUCGAGCUAUUCGAUCGUUACGGACGGCUCAAAGAAGAGUUCGCUUCUCAUCCAGUUCGCAAGGGAACAGGCUCUUGGGGUCAUGAACUCGAUCUAGGAAACAUCUUUAUCCUUGAACAUGUUCUUGUCGAUAGACAAUGGCGUCGAAAAGGUAUUGGAAAAUCUCUUACAACUACGCUGAUCAGCAAGGCAAACACAGGCGAGCGAAGCUCAACGUUCACUAUUGUUAGCCCAGGUUAUCUUACUCGUGAGGUCGAGAAAGAGUCGAAUGGUAUGACAAAAGAAGAGGAACAAAAAGUUCAUGUCAAAGCUCAUGACGCAUCCACGGCAUUCUACCGAGCCCUUGGAUUUCGUAGAAUCGGCGCAUCAAGUUGCUUCGGUUUAGCGGCAGAUGUUAGCCAUAGAGCCCACGCUCUCGCGAUAGCUGACGACUUUGAUCUACCUGAAUUAGAGCCCGAGACAUUGCUUGAUUUCGACGACAAGGAUGACUUCUUUGGGACAAAGCUGGAGGAGGCGAAGCUGAAUCAGCUUAAAGAACGGCUUCCCCUACAUCAUGCAGCCCAGUCUUUGCCAGACGGCGAGUGCGUGAAGCAUUUCCAAUGCGCCAAAAAAGCUGAAGAAAGUGAGCAGUGGUCGAUGACCGAUCGACAUGGAAAUAAUGUACUGCACCAAGCUGCUCUUGGAACUAAAGCAAAGAGUGUACAGUGGCUGCUGGACAACGUCAAUCAAGAUCAGAGACUCAGCUCCACCAGGAAUCGAGAUGGCUACACUCCUCUGGAAUUGCUAACCGAUCAGUUGGAGACCUUACGCAAUACAAGACAACAAGGGCUCGCCACUGUCGUUACCUCCGAUUCAUUCCGUGGCUUUAGCAAUGAUGCCAUUCUUUGUAUGGCUGCUCUCAAGUUCCUCAAGACUCCAAGCGAUAUGGAAAUACUUCAGCUCAAGUUCGGAUGCACUUGUGGGGGCUGCAUCGAUGGUCUUCUCUCUCCUCGAAUGAGAUUUGCCUUGCUGUGCCAAGCCGAGAUUGCCCAUGAUACGCUGUUGAUGGAAGUCGACGACCCAGAGAUGUGGUGCAUGAUGAACAUCUAUACAGAGCAUGUUGCCCCAGACAUCCAGCGGAACUUCCGCACAAACAAGAGUCUACGACGAGGCUUUGCCAAUAUUUUUGAUCAUGCGGCCGAGGCCUUGCGUACCAAUGAAUUGCCAAGUAUCCCCAACCUCGUCAGCAUCUGGAUGGACUCCGGCGAGUGGCCACCAGUGACCCAGAACUUCUACAAACGUGGUGGUACUACUGAAAGUGCUUUGCGAGCCAUCUUUGAGUUUGCACGAGAUCAGGAUGAAUGGGCCGGCGAUGGAGAGCAUCGCGAAACCUUUGGUGACGAGAUCGACGCUUUACCAAAGUGCCGAAAUGAUCAUGAAUUUGGUUUCGUUGCUUUGGCUUGUGGUGUUCCAGGCUUUGGUCAGUACAUGAGAUCAGAUGCGGUGAAUAACCUGAUCUGGAUGAUCCGACGAGGAACGACGAUGGCUGAAUAA
Molecule: messenger RNA, 2124 nt
Organism: Cadophora gregata
Lineage: Eukaryota; Fungi; Ascomycota; Leotiomycetes; Helotiales; Ploettnerulaceae
Exons: 2
Coding region: 1-2124 (707 amino acids)
Source: RefSeq, a predicted model, not a curated record